Messenger RNA from Dunckerocampus dactyliophorus (ringed pipefish), 3017 nucleotides. RefSeq lists its product as uncharacterized. The transcript has 2 exons. The coding region runs from base 1699 to 2616 and encodes 305 amino acids. The record is from RefSeq and is a predicted model, not a curated record. Lineage: Eukaryota; Metazoa; Chordata; Actinopteri; Syngnathiformes; Syngnathidae.
CGUAAUGCACAUCUCAUUUUACAAAGAAUUGGAGGCACACUGAAAGCAAACAUAGUACAGUAUAAAGACGUAAUUACUAGGGUUGUCAAAGUUAACGCGUUAAUGGAAAGUUCCUUUAACGGCUCUGAGGCCUGUCACGAUAACAAAUUUUGCUGGUCGAUAAUUGUGCUACAAGUUGUUGUCGAUAAUCGAUGUUAUCGGCAACAUUUUUGAGACCGUUUUUUUCAUUAUUGUCAUGAGAGGUAUAAUUCACAUUUGAACCACUAGAUGAUACUCAGAUAUAGUGUACCUGUGUGAGCCACAUUAGCUUGACACAGAAGUUUCCUGUACGUAUGUUGUCUAGAAUGUAUGCCAUAUAAUCAUACUAAAUAGUUGCAUUUCUUUUGCAAUGUAGCGAGCGACACUGUCUGUGAGCGCGCAUCAUUUUGUACUGUUUUGUUUAUAUUUGCCGACCAAACACCUCAGUAAGCGUUGACUGUCUGGUCGAAGGUUCCGCUGCCCGAGCUCCUCCAUCGGUAGUUUUUUUUCCCAUUUGAGAAAACUGUCCGUGUCGGUCGCCGGUGUUCAUGUGCUCACCUUGUUCAUUCUGUUUAAAACCGAAAUAUUCCCACACUUGGGCUGUCAGCUGUGGCAUUCGCCUUAGAAACCAUCGCUUCUGUGCCUUCAUUCAUGUUAGCGUAUGCUGCCUCACGAAGCUAACUGCAAACCCUCUGUAUCCACUCACUAGUAGCCCCGCCUCCGUUCAUUCCCCUAUAGAAGCAAUGCGCACAGACGGAAGCAGAUUGAACCCUCUUGUCAUCCAGCCUGUGUGGCCCAGAGUGACGAGCAGACGAGACACACAUGCAUACAUGCACAUGUCAAUUUGUCGACGGCAUCAUAAUUAUCGACCUGUUUCUUUUUUAUCAUUCGAUUUAUCGAUUAGCAUGACAGGCCUAACGGCACUAUGUUUUUGUUGUCGCACGACUAACGUGCGCACGUCCGGUUUGAGCCUUGGCCCACACCGUAGUUUGCGGAAGCAGCAGUGACUGUAGAGCUACAAGCGGGAGCAAAUAUUGAGCAGAAAUGGGGCAAGAAAAGGGCGUUUUAAUUGGUCAAUUUAGCUUCAAAGCCCUGGCAGAGGGCUCUUGCAAUAAGACCAAAGUUAUUUGUGUCUACUGUCGCUGUGAUUUGUUGUCACGAAGUAGGUCAACUUUGUGAUUAAAUGUGAUUAAUUAUGAGUUAACUAUGGACAACAUGUGUUUAACCACGAUUAAAUAUUUAAAUUGAUUGACAGCCCUUGUAUAAAGACGUAUAAUUAGGUUACUCUGGCCCAGACCAAACAAUUUAAAAGGCUACUUGCUUCGCACUUUAGUGCUCAAACUCAAAAUAUUCCAAACCUAAAUGCUGUCUGCCAUGUUGAAUACGUAGCUUAUGUUUAUAUUCUGCUAUAGCUAUUCUGCUACAGUCGUCCCUCGUUACAUCGCUCCCUCACUCUACUGCGGUUUUUUAAAAUUCAUUAAUUAAUUAAGCACUGUUUUGUGGUUGAAUACGUCCUAUUAAAAAAAACAAACUAUUUAAGCAAAUUGUAAGCCAAAAGCUUCUUAAAUAUACUUUUAAAGAGCACCUUCCCGCUAGAAUUCCGUAUGACCGACUCAGAAUUAUUUUAUUUUUUAAGUUUUUGUCCCGCUUCAGUUGCAAGGAAAUGCAUGAGCGUGUAGCAUGACACCACCAGGGUGCGCUCUUAAUCGAAACCUUCUUCUUGCUUCCUCCUUCCUUAUUCCAUCUUCCUCCUCAUCUCUCUUUCUCCAUCUUCCCUCUUCUACAUUCCGCCUCCUUUCUACUCUCCUUUCUUUCUCCUCCUUACAUCUUCAUUCUCCUUCCUUCUUUUUUUGCUUCUCCUUUCUUUCUCCUCCUUGCUGCUUCCACCUUCCUCCCCUUUUCAUUUUCCCUGCUUUCUUCCUCCUAUUUUCAUGUCCUUUCUUCAUUCCCCUCAUUCCUUAUUCUUUCUUUCUUUCAUUUCUUCAUUCUUCUUUCUCCUUCCUUUCUUUCUUUCCUCCUCCUCCUUUCGGCUUCUCCUUUCUUCUUUCUCCUCCUUCCUUCUUCUUUCUACUCCUUCCAUCUUCUGUCUUCUUCCUUCCUUCUUUCUACUCCUUCCAUCUUCUAUCUUCUUCCUUCCUUCUUUGUCCUCCUUCCUCCAUCAUCUUCCUUCUUUUUUCCUCCAUGUUCCUCCUCCUUUUUCCUCCUUCCUUCUUCUUUGUCCUCUUUCCUUUUUUCAUUAUCUUUCUUCUUCCUUCCUUCUUUUUCUCCUUUAUCCUCUUUCCUUCUUCUAACUUCCUUCUCCUUCUUCCUCCUUCCUUCCUUCUUUAUCCUUUCUUUUUCCAUCAUCUUCCUUCUUUCUACUCCUUCCUUCUUCUAUUUCUUCUUUUUCUUCCUUCCUUCUUUCUCCUCCUUCCUUCCUCCAUCAUCUUCCUUCUUCUUUCUCCCGUUUCCUUCUUCCAUCAUCUUUCUUUUUCCUUCCUCCAUGUUCCUCCUCCUUUUUCCUCCUUUCUUCUUUGUCCUCCUUCCAUCUUCUUCCUUCUUUCUCCUCCUUCCUUUUUCCAUCUUUCUCCUUCUUCCACCUCCUUCAUUCUUCCAUAGUCUUUAUUUUUUUUCCUUCUUCCAUCUUUUUUCUCCUUCUUUGUCCUUUCUUCUUCCAUUGUUUUCUUUUUUUCUCCAUUCUUUUUCCACCAUCAUCCUUUUUCCUUUUUCCCUCUUUCUUCCUCUUUUUUUUCUUCUCCUUCGGGUGGUAGAGCGGUCGUCUCCCAACUUGAAGGUUGCUGGUUCGAUCCUGGGCGGCGAUUACGCCGUCGCUUUUUGUUUGGUAGUCCCUCCCCUUCAGCCAUGCGGCCAAGAUGGCGACUAUUGAGGGUGAAUGCCCGUCCCAGCGCACUCACCAGCGUAGGCGUGUUGAGUGUACGGUUGCUGUACUUGUCAGUGCUCUCAAAGAAGUAAGUGUAAGUACGGAGGUGCACAAAUGGAGAUGGAACAUGUUGGGUUCC